AUGAUGGUGUAUCCUACAACAAUAGCCUCCCGUUGUAUCACAAGUGUGACUCCCAAAUCAAGCAAGUCAAGCUAUGCUAAUUCCAAAUUGAAGACCUCACAACGACCGAAAUCGACAAAGCACACAAGGCCAGAUGCUGUUGAAGAUUUAGAUAACGAAGGGAGACUUGAAAAGUCUGAAUCGACCACCCAAUUUAUCAGUGCACAUCACCUUGGACCAGAAGUUGGGAAAUCGUUUAUGAGUCCUGAUCUAGUCUCCUUUCAGCACAAUGGGCCAACAUCUCGACGUAUUCCACCAAAAUCAACCUGUCUGAAGACACAAACCAGCAAUCUGGUUGAUUUGAACCCGGAAAGUGCCGUCAUUCCAAGUGUUACAAAGGUAAAAGUCCAUCCCGACUUGAUUGAAUUUUCGGACCUUGAUCUCUUUGAGACCGAGAAUCAUGAGCCGGACCGUGUCAUACCUUCAAUUAUCAACAAUGAAACACCAAAGUCGGGUGUGAAUGUUUUCCAGAUGGAGCAACUUCGCAAUGAUAAAAAGAUCCAUUUAGUCCUAGCUCUUGAAGAAUCUCUAUCAAGAUUGACAAGCAAGGUUGAAAUGGCCGAAAAGGAAGCUAUUGAUCAUACAUUAGCCAUUAAAAAUGCACGUCAACAAGGUAUGAGUAAUACUAAUUGUUGUUUUUUCACCACACUUGAAAAGCUGACCCAAACUGCAGAUGAUCUUCUUCAGGAAUUAAAAGCACGUGUGGCACUCCUUGAAAAGAAGACCGGGACAAUUGAUCAACUUAAAGGUAAAAUUGCCAGUAUUGAGCAAAAAUUCACACAGAUGAAGGAGAAUUUAGAUGAAGCUUUGUCAGAACUUCAAAAACAGGAAGAGAUAAUUACCAAGAUGAUGGGCUUACCAGAUUCUGAAUAUUCCAGCUCCGAGUAA
Messenger RNA from Melampsora larici-populina 98AG31, 927 nucleotides. RefSeq lists its product as uncharacterized. Lineage: Eukaryota; Fungi; Basidiomycota; Pucciniomycetes; Pucciniales; Melampsoraceae. Bases 1 to 927 code for a protein of 308 amino acids. The record is from RefSeq and is a predicted model, not a curated record. The transcript has 4 exons.